GUGUGUUGUCAUGACUACAGGUUUUGUGGCUUUCAUUGUGCAGCCAUGAAAAAUAAUUCAAACAUGCAUUUGUUGCUCUCUUAUAACCUUAUAAGGAAAAUAAAUGGGCGUGAGACAGCGAUGAAACCAGUUAGCAGACAAUAGAAGACAUUUUGUGUGCAAGCACAGGAGUCUGAUCACCGGAGAAAAGACGCACAGGUCGGUGGACUUUCAGCUCUAAACAGUUUUCACUCAUCACUGACAUCUCUUUCAACAACAUGGACGGCUCAAGGAGACUUGUUAUCUUGGGGAAAACUGGAUCUGGGAAAAGCAGCCUGGUGAACACCAUAUUUAGAGAGGACAUAUGCAAAAUCAACCAUACUUCCAAAUCUGAAACAAGUGAAUGCAAAGCAGCAACCAAAUGUGUUAAUGGAAAGAGCCUCACUUUGAUCGACACUCCUGGUUUCUUCGACACCAACAUGUCAGAAAAUGGUCUGAAGCCUGAGAUGGUGAAGUGUAUUGUUGAGAGCGCCCCUGGGCCUCAUGCUUUUCUCAUUGUGUUUAAAGUGGAGAAAUUCACAGAGCACGAACAGGCAGUCACUACCAAAAUAACAGAACACUUUUCUGAAGAAGCUUUAAAAUUUGCAACAGUUGUCUUUACUCAUGGUGAUCAGCUCCAAGAAGGACAGACAAUUAAAGAUUUUGUCCGCGAGGAUCAGAAGCUGAGUGAUCUGGUGAAGAAGUGUGGAGGCCGCUGCCAUGUCAUCGACAACAAAUAUUGGAAAGAAAAGCCAAAGGAUGAAUACAGGAGCAACCAGUUCCAGGUGGAAGAGAUACUUAAGACAGUGGAGAAGACGAUAAAGGACAACAAGGAUGGCUACUACACCAAUGAGAUGCUUCAAGAAGUGGAGAACAAAAUACAAGACGAGAUGGAACCCAUUAGAAAGUCAUCAAAAAACAUGUCAGAGGAAGAGAUCAGAGAGAAGGCUAAGCUUAACGUCUUUAAGAAGCUUUUGAUUCUAAUGACAGGUACAGGAGUAGGUAUAGUGUUAGGAGCUUACUUUGGUGUGAAAAUAAUGAUCAAAUUAGUUCUUAAAAUAUUGAAAGGUCUUAAAGACAUGACAAAUUCAUGUUUAGGAAUUUCAAAGUUAGCAGGAGGAGACAAAUCAGCAGAAGGAGAAGUUGAAACACUUGUAGCAGCAGGAGCAGCAGCUGGAACAGCAGCUAGAACAAUCCCAGCAGCAUUCAAGGCUUUAGCAGUGACUGCUGCAGUGUGGCAGGAGGUGUGGCAGGAGGUGUGACAGGAUGUCUUGCAGCUGAGGAAGCAGAAACAAUGCAGGAAGCAGCAGAGAAGGCAGCAGAUGCAGUCAAGAAAGGAGCCAAUUAUAUCUUAAAAACAAUAGAUGAGAUAGAACUAAUCUAAAAUUCACUUCCUUCAGAUUAACCAACCUGUUCUGAAAUGACCAAAUUAUUUGCUGCUGUGCUCUCCUUGUGUUUGUAAGUUGAAAGCGUGUGCAUGUUGUUCCUAAUUGGCAUAUGUAACCGCCCACUAAUGCCCAUAAAACGGCACAAGUGCAGGGCUCUGCAGACUCACAGAAACACAUGCUGGUAGCAAAAAAAACAAGGUUGUGGAGAUGCCUGGGACUCCUAACGCAGAAUAAACUUUAGCAGUUAGAAGUGGAGGUACUACUGCAGGAGGUCAGCAGCAAACAAACUGUUUGAUUCAGCAGUGGGAUUAAAAUUAAAUAUUGUAAACCCUAUGGACUAAUAUUAUACAAAUGUAGUUUUACAUGAAAUGCAAUGAAUCCCAGAAUCUUCUUAAAAUGUUCGUACUAGGAUCUAAGUACAAAUUUCUUUAUAAGAAUGAAUGGUGAAUGAGGCACAAUGUCCUCAAAAUCAGAGGAAUAAAGUAACAUAAUACAUUGACUUUUGUAAUGAACUUACUGGGCUGUUGAUUAAAUGUUUGACAGAAAUCUUUAUUUUGAAAAUUGUUGUGUAAUAGAUAUCCAUUUAACCUUUUAUCUCCAGUUUCAGAGUUGCUGUUUAAUGUCUAAAUGUUUUCUUGUGUUUUUCACUGAAGUAGAUUAAUGUUAGAUAAGAAAUGUGGGCUGAUAGAUGUCAUUAUUAUUGACGUGAACAGAAUGAUUUUCAUUGAACCCUCUCAAUCCUUUGUAUUCUGAACAUAUAUAUCAAACAUAGCAAUAAAAAUAUCAACACUCA
Messenger RNA from Labrus bergylta (ballan wrasse), 2199 nucleotides. RefSeq names its product GTPase IMAP family member 7-like. Gene Ontology annotation, molecular function: GTP binding. Lineage: Eukaryota; Metazoa; Chordata; Actinopteri; Labriformes; Labridae. The record is from RefSeq and is a predicted model, not a curated record.